CUUCUCCAAAAUGGCCAAGUACUCGGGCAAGAAAUGCCGGCUGCUCUCGAUGAUGUGGCUGACGGCGUUCUUCUUCUUUGUGGAGAUCAUAGUGGGUUAUGUUACCAAUUCGAUGGCCCUGGUGGCGGAUAGUUUCCACAUGUUGGGCGACAUCGCCGCCCUGGUCAUAUCUUUUCUGUCUGUGAAGAUGUCACCGAAAAAGUGGUCGAAGAACACUUUCGGCUGGGCCAGGGCUGAGGUUUUGGGUGCUUUGGUCAACGCUGUUUUCCUGGUGGCCCUGUGCUUCAGCAUCACCAUCGAGGCCUGCAAGAGAUUUAUUGAAGAGGAACCGAUUCACGAGCCUGAACUGUUGGUUAUCGUGGGAGCUCUAGGACUCCUGGUGAAUGUGAUUGGACUGUGUUUGCUUUACGAGCACGGCGGUCACCAUGGACACUCGCAUGGCGCCGGACUUACCCGCAACCACAGCCGCCUCACAGAGCUGGCCAACAUGGACGAGGGCGAGGAUGAGCAGAACGAAUUUGCCUACGAGAAGCAAAAGGAGAAGCCGCCGGUAAAGAAGUCCAGCCAUGGACACAGCCACGAUCCCGGCCAGAUGAACAUGCGCGGUGCCUUCCUGCACGUUUUGAGCGAUGCCCUCGGCAGCAUCAUUGUGGUGAUCAGUGCUGUGGUGGUGUGGAAGACAGAGUGGAAGUACCGAUUCUAUAUGGAUCCCGCUCUGUCCAUCGUAUUGGUUGUGCUGAUCCUGCACUCCGUGUGGCCGCUGCUGCGCGAGUCCGCCUUGAUCCUGCUGCAGACGGUGCCCACGCACAUCCAAGUCGAUGCCAUUCAGAAGAGGCUUCUGGAGAAAGUUGAUGGCGUGCUGGCUGUGCACGAGUUCCAUGUGUGGCAGCUGGCCGGCGAUCGCAUCAUCGCCUCAGCCCAUAUAAGGUGCCGCAAUCUGUCGGAGUACAUGAAGAUUGCCGAGAAGGUAAAGGAGUUCUUCCACAACGAGGGUAUCCACUCCACCACCAUCCAGCCGGAGUUCAGCGAGAUCGAGGGCUGCAACAUGUCCGACGGCACAUCCAGCAUCAACAUGAGCGGCUCCGAUUGCUGCGCCCUGGACUGCCCCACCACGGAUGAGGGAUGUGUCAAGGCCACAUGCUGCCAGAACAACAACAAAUUGAACCCACUGCCCUCACCCACCAACUCGCCGUAUCUGUGCCGCCAGCGAAAUGCCGCCCGACAGGCCGGCGAUGUGGAGGCCGGUUCUCUGCUGGAGGCCGCGUCCAAUGGCAACCAGGGAGCCACUGGCGGCGCCACCGCUGGAGCGCCUGCGGUUGCGAUAGGGGCGACGUCAACGCCGAAGAGCGAUUUGGUUUGACGACAGCCACAGCAGGCGCAACAACAUGUACACUUUGCCACGACCAAAACGGAAACCACAACCGCAACAACAACGGCAGUCACAACAGCCACAACAGCAGCAGCAGCAACAUCAAUACGUGAUAUAAUGUACGAGCCAAGCGCCAACAACCAAGUGGCUUCCAGCGCACAGGUGGACGGCAAUAUCGGCCUGUCGGUGACCGCCCAGCGGCGACGGGAGCUUCAGUUGCAGGCCGAACAGCAGUAUCAGGAGCAGGUGUCACCUUUGAGCACCAGGAAUGGUGAUGAGGUGGCCCUCUAAUUAGGAGUCUAGUUUAACGUUAAUUAUGCAAACCGCUGCAAUGGAGACUGGUCUGCCAUGGUGCAGCGUUCGUGUUUUAGUGUUUGUAUCAUUAUUUGUUCUUAGUGGAAUUUAGGAAUUUAAAUGAGAGUGGCCUGACCCUGACCACUGAGCUAGUUUAAUUAAAGUAAAAUCAAAAAAGAAAAAAAACACGAUUAUCUAAUAGUUCUGAGGACACAAAGUUUAAAGGAAGAACAUGCAGUUUAUGAAUAUGUCAUUCAUAUACUAUAUAGUAUGUUAAAUCUAUUCGAUUGUAGUUAAUUGCAUUAGUUUAUAAGUCGAUAAGUGAGCCCAACCAACAGAGAAUACAUAUGUACUACGUUUUUUACAUUUUGAGAAAGUUUAUAUAUACGUGAAAUAAAUUAUUGUAUUCAAUAGUUACCUACGGAUUAGCAAAUGACUAAACACAGUUUACAAAAUACAUAGUUAUAUACGCAUGUAUGUUUGUGAAUGGUUAGGCAUAGUCCCUUAAUCUUAGUAGUUGUAACGCUAUAUGUAAAAAAAUGUUUUUACCACAACCGAGAAACUAGUUUAUAUAUUUAAUUUUAACCGUACCGAACUUUAAAGUGACUAUACAUUUGUAAUGCAAACAUAAUGUAUUAUUUUAUGAUCUGCAUUCAUUUUUUUCACCUGUAUUUGUUUGUAAAUAAACGCCAAACAUAAUCAGUCCAA
Messenger RNA from Drosophila suzukii, 2371 nucleotides. It is a transcript of the gene ZnT63C, whose product is annotated as zinc transporter 63C. The record is from RefSeq and is a predicted model, not a curated record. Gene Ontology annotation, biological process: detoxification of zinc ion; intracellular zinc ion homeostasis; zinc ion transmembrane transport. NCBI's taxonomy places the organism in Eukaryota, Metazoa, Arthropoda, Insecta, Diptera, Drosophilidae. Gene Ontology annotation, molecular function: zinc ion transmembrane transporter activity. Gene Ontology annotation, cellular component: membrane.